CUACUGGCUUCCUAGAGAGGCAAUGAGGAAGGCGAGUCCUCCCAGCUCCCUGGGAUGGUCCUGUGAUGGCUUUUUGAAUUUCCUUUUGCUGCAGAAAACAAGAGAGGAGAGCAGGAUCCAGCCUGGAAAAGCCGAUCACCGGAAUUUAUUCUGGAAUUUUCCGCUCGGUUUUUGUUCCCUCUUCCGUGAACCUUCUCCAAUAUGAAAAGGGGGGAUCAGACCCCCACAGGACCAACAUCGGGAGAGGCGGCAGGAGCGGCGAAAGCCCCUCACGUCCUCCAAGCUGGGAACAUCCGAGAAUUCCUGAGACGGAUGCCAGGGGAUCAGAUCAAACAAGAGCCAAGCGAGAGCUCCCUUGAGCUCUGGGAAGUCCAGUGGCAGGAGUUCCUGAAGACGGUGGAGUCACCUCAUCCGGACUGGGGCAUUCCAGCCUUUCCAGAGAAGUCUUCACCAUGGGACGACGCCAAGGCCUUCCUGGCCUCCUUCGAGCAGGUGGCCCAAGCCUGCCGGUGGCCCCGGGAGGAGUGGGUGGCCCGACUCUUGCCGGCCCUCAGCGGGGAAGCCGAGCGGGCCUUCCGCAGGCUCCAGGCCCGAGACAGAGAGGAUUAUGGGAAAGUGAAGGCGGCCAUCUUGCGAGGGGACACCAUGAGCCGGGAGAAGAUCCGCCAGCAUUUCCGGCGCUUCUGCUACCAGGAGGCCGAGGGGCCGAGGGGGGCCUACGUCCGGCUGCAGGAACUCUGCUGCCAGUGGCUGAAAUUCGAAAGGCACUCCAAGGAGCAGAUCCUGGAGCUGCUGAUCCUGGAGCAGCUCUUGACCAUCCUUCCAGCCCACAUCCAGAGCUGGGUGAGGGAGUGUGGGCCAGAGACCUGCUCCCAGGCGGUGGCCCUGGCCGAGGACUUCCUGUUGAGGCAGGAAGUGGCCCAGAGCCAAGAAAGCCAGGUGACGUUUGAAGAGGUGGCUGGGAGUUCCUCCGAAGAAGGCCGGGGUCCGUCCCUGAACAAGCAGAGGCUUCUCUGCAUCGACACCAAGCAGGAAGAUGACGACGGAGAAGCUGGCCUGCUGGCAGCCAAAGGUUGGGUCACCAUCUGCAACGGGGAAGACUACGCGGCGGAAGACUCUGAGGCCGAGUGUCCGCACGGGACAUCGGUGUGGAAAACGGAGGAGAGCUUUUCCGAGUGUUGCGCGCAAAAAAAUGCCUCAGGGCGCCAGGGAAGAGCAGAGGGCCGUCAGGAAAAGCUGAUGGCAGAGGAAGCCGAUGGAUUGGGUUGCCUGACCCCCACGGAAACCCCGGCUGCAGUCCCGGUAGGAAUCGACACCAACCGGAAACGGACCGCCUACGGUUCUUACGGCCGGAACGCCAUCCUCCCGACGAGAACUCGGAUGGGGGUGAAGCCGGUAAAAUGCCAAGUCUGCGGGAAGUACUUCCUGUGCAGCGCAAAGCUCCUCGUCCAUCAAAGGACCCACGCCGGGGAGAAACCCUACAAGCGCCUGUAUUUCUGUGGCGCCCAGCACAUGGGCUCCCCCGGCCAACCCGGCCAACCCCCCGUCCUCCACAAGAUGGUUCCCUCCCGCAUCCGUGGCCAGCGGUGGGAAGGGAAGGAAGUUGUGGCCUUGCUGAGCAGCAUCAAAGCCAGUCCCGCCCUGGCCCUCCUGAUGAGUAGCAGCUCCCAGAGGGGGCACCAACACUGGGGGAGGAUCAGGGACCAGCUCCAGGCUCAGGGCUUCGUCAGGAACAUCGACCAGCUCCGAUCGAAGUGGAAACAGCUGAAGACGGACUUUUUUGCGGCCGGGCGGCCUGCUGCAGAAGGGAGGGAGAAGCCUGCGGUCAUCCCCCCGUAUUUCAACCGGAUGCGGGCCGUGUGGGACGCGGCGGGACGCCCCCCCUUCAAGGACCGUCACCUGCCGGGUAAGUGGAAGCUUUAUGUCAGGGGAGGGUGCCAGCAGCAGGCGUCAGUGACGUUAACUCUUCAUUCAAAGAAACAAUCGGCUCCAGAGGCCAGGCCUAGUGAGCACAGCAACACAGAUCCCAGUAGAUCUUGCCCCAAUAAGGCAGUUGUGAGAGCCGAAGGUCCCCAUCUUCCUACGGCUGUCUUCUCCCAAGCAAUCUCUUCUUACCGAGCCCGGAGGCGUGAGCUGGAGAGAUGUGAGGAAGAUGACGAGGACGACAUGGAGUUGACCAGUUGGUGGUCCUUGAAAUCGGGGGUCUCAAGAGACAGCGAUGCCCCGAAAGGGUUAAGCCGAAGGAGUUUCCCCCUCCUGCUUCCUAGAGAGGACAGGAGAGAGGGAUGGAAAGGGAUUAGCAAAUUGCCCUUUUUCCUGUAUGUAGUGGGGGGGGAAGGGGGAGUGGGCUGCAUUGCAUUGCUUGGCACCUGCAGGAAGACUGGAGAAAGAGGCAGAAGCAGCAGAAAGGCCCAGAAAGGAGGCCCUUGCUCACUGUGGUUUCUUCUGGGAUUUUCCACAGCGCACCUUUGCCCAGGGAUGAAGAUGGAGGAGGAAUAUCCUGCAGCCCGGGGAGAAAGAGAGGAACCGGAAGGAACAGGGAAAGCCACUCAUGCCCUCUUGAAUGCUGGUGGCCGCAAACCCAGGAUGGAUUUGGAGACGCAGAGUGAACUCCCCAGAGCAAGGCAUUCGGGGAACGCCGAGCGGUUCCUCGAAAAGGGGACCCCACAUCGCGUGAAGGAGGAAUCGGAAGAGGGCUUGGCCCAUUGCUGGGAAGCCCAGUGGCAGGAGUUUUUGAGGACAGUGGAGUCCCCUCACGCGGAAUGGGGAGCCCCCCAGUUGCCGGAGGAGCCCACCCCCUGGGACGACGCCAAGGGCUUUCUGGCUUCCUUCGAGCAAGUGGCCCAAGCCUGCCGGUGGCCCCAGGAAGAGUGGGCAGCCCGACUCCUGCCGGCCCUCAGGGGAGAAGCCGAGUGGGCCUUUGAGAGGCUGGAUGCCAGAGACAGAGAGGAUUAUGGGAAAGUGAAGGCAGCCAUCUUGAGAGGGGACGCCUUGAGGAGGGAGAAGCUGCGCCAACACUUCCGGCACUUCUGCUACCAGGAGGCCGAGGGGCCCAGCGACGCCUACAGCCACCUCCAGGAGCUCUGCCAGGGGUGGCUGAAAGUGGAGAGGCACUCGAAGGAGCAGAUCCUGGAGCUGCUGGUCCUGGAGCAGUUCCUGGCCAUCCUGCCAGCGGAGAUCCAGAGCUGGGUCAGGGAUCGCGGCCCGGAGACCUGCUCCCAGGCGGUGGCCCUGGCAGAAGGUUUCCUUUUGAGGCAGCAGGAGACUCGGGUCAAUCUGGAAAGCCAGGUGGUCUUUGAGGAGAAGGAGGUGGUGGCUGCAGGUUCCUCCAUGUCUGCCCAGAGGCCACCUGAGGCCGGGGAGAAGCAGCCGCAUGCAGCAGCCAAGCAGGAAGAGGACAAGGAGGACCUGCUGGAUGGUGGUGUAUGGGAGAGCGAAGAUGAAGGUGAACCUCGCAGGACCUCCUCAGAAGCAGGCCAGCAGGAAGCAUUGAAAGAGAACUUCUGGAAUCAAGAUGGAUCGAAGAUGCCAGACGGAAUCCAUGUGGAAAAGGGCAGAGAUAAAGCUAUUCCUUGCCAGAACGGAGACUUCCAUGAAAUCGUAGUUCAAGAAGAACAAGAAGCAGAGAAGAGGAGGAGCAGGUGCCUCAGUGCACAUUGGAGAAUCCACACAGGGGAGAAAACCAACAAAAGCUUAAAGUUUGGGAAGAGCUUCAGCCAGCACAGAAGCGUCACAGAAUAUCAGGCACUCCACUCAGGGAUGAAGCCGUAUAAAUGCUUGGAAUGUGGAAAGAGCUUCAGUCAGAGCACGCACCUCACAUCCCAUCAACGAAUCCACACAGGGGAGAGGCCAUAUAGUUGCUCGCACUGCAGCAAGAGCUUCAACCAGAGCACUAGCCUUAUUCAACACCAGAGAAUUCACACAGGCGAGAAACCGUACAAAUGUGCCGAGUGUGAAAAGAGCUUCCGCCAUAGUACGAGCCUUACAUCACAUCAGAGAAUCCAUACCGGGGAGAAACCGUACAAGUGUUCUGACUGUGGGAAGGGGUUUUGUAAUCAGUCCGGCCUUAUUAACCACAAGACAAUUCACACAGGGGAGAGGCCGUAUAAAUGCUUGGAGUGCGGGAAGAGUUUCAGUCAGAGUACGCACCUUACAUCACAUCAGAGAAUCCACACGGGAGAGAGACCGUAUAAAUGCUCGGACUGCAGCAAGACCUUUUGCGACCAAUCAGGCCUUGUUAAACAUCAAAGGAUUCACACGGGGCAGAAGCCAUAUAAAUGCUUAGCGUGUGGAAAGAGCUUCAGCCAGAGCACAAAUCUUAUUCGGCAUCAGAGAAUUCACACAGGAGGUGAAGUCUCCAUAUUAACUUCCCCAUACUCUUAGAGUAGCAGAUGAGGUCCUGUUCCAACCAUCUUUGGUUUUGGAGAGCUGAACAGCUGGGUCUCUUCCAUGGUUGCUCCUUUGCAGGACUCCCUCUUUAAUGCUCGUGACUUAUUUGUGGUUUUAUAAUUACUCAGUUAGUUGAAUGGUUUUUAACUGCAUGUUUCCAUUAAUUAGUUUGUAAUGACCUGGAUAGUUGUGUAGAGGGCCAUCUUGGUAGCAGCGCCCUCCCUGUGAAACGCCCUCCCUUCAGAGAUAAAAAAGGAGAUAAAAAAAUUACACGACUUUUAGAAGACAUCUGAAGGCAACCCUGUAUC
Molecule: messenger RNA, 4697 nt
Organism: Podarcis muralis (Common wall lizard)
Lineage: Eukaryota; Metazoa; Chordata; Lepidosauria; Squamata; Lacertidae
Source: RefSeq, a predicted model, not a curated record